This is a messenger RNA of Candidula unifasciata, 3615 nucleotides long. NCBI's taxonomy places the organism in Eukaryota, Metazoa, Mollusca, Gastropoda, Stylommatophora, Geomitridae. The record is from the annotation of a GenBank genome assembly.
AUGAGUUUUGUAGACGAGGACAAUGGUAGUGCUGAAAUGGAGGAGAAUCCAGAUCCAGAAGAGGACUCGGGUUUGCCACAAAGGUAUCAGUUAGAUGGAGAAGCAUCAGAAGAAGAAAAUGCAGAGGAAGACCUUGGGAUGGUACAGGUGACUGCCAGUAAUGAUUCUCAGAAUAUACCAAAUAAUGAAGAUGGUAAUGUGGGUGGACUUUCAGAAAAUGCUGUCAAUAUAGAAUCCUCUACAGUGAAUACAGUUGACUGGAACACAGAAAACAUUGUUGUAUCAGAUUUAGGUGGGUCAAGAGAGGGAAACGCAGAACAAGAAAACAAUGUUGCGUCAAAUUUAGGAGGCUCAAAAGAGGGAAUCACAGAUCAAGAAAACAGUAUUAUGUUAGAUUCAGGAGACUCAAAAGAGGAAACCCUAGAGCAAGAAAACAGUGUUGUGUCAAAUUCGGGAGGCUCAAAAGAGGGAAUCCCAGAGCAAGAAAACAGUGUUGUGUUAGAUUCAGGAGACUCAAAAGAGGAAACCCUAGAGCAAGAAAACAGUGUUAUGUUAGAUUCAGGAGACUCAAAAGAGGAAACCCUAGAGCAAGAAAACAGUGUUGUGUCAAAUUCGGGAGGCUCAAAAGAGGGAAUCCCAGAGCAAGAAAACAGUGUUGUGUCAAAUUCGGGAGGCUCAAAAGAGGGAAUCCCAGAGCAAGAAAACAGUGUUAUGUUAGAUUCAGGAGACUCAAAAGAGAGAAGCCCAGAGCAAGAAAACAGUGUUGUUUCAGAUUCAGGAGGCUCAAAAGAGAGAAUCCCAGAGCAAGAAAACAGUGUUGUGUCAGAUUCAGAAGGCUCAAAUGUGGAAAACCCAGAGCAAAACUACAUUACUGUGGCUCAGACAGAUGCAAAUGAACACUUCUUAAAAGAAUGUGAAAACACAUUAAUAGCUGACUGUGACAGUGAUUUGAGAUGUAAGAUGAGGAAGGCUGUUGAGACAAAAUUAUUUCAUGAUCCUGUACCCAGUCAGAAUCAGAGCAAUGCUUUGCAGACUGAAAAUGAAAUUUCAAAGUCACAAGAAUCUGACAGUGAGUCAGAUUUGAAAGACAUAUCCACAGAGAGUUUUGUAAAUAAUCCUGAAAAUACAUUUACUGACAAUGAUGGUGCUCAACUUUCUGAAACAAUGGAUACUUUAUCUAAAGGUGUAGAUAGAAAUGUAAGCCCAAAGGACAGGUUGGAUUUCUGUACUGGCCAGGGUGCCUUAGUUGAAAUCCCACAGCAGAACUCAUCUUCAAUAAACCCUGAUGAAUUAUUUCAGGUGGUAGAGGCAGAUCUGUCUGCUGCAAAUACUGAAAGCAUUCCAUGUGCCAUGAAUAGUGUUAUGGACAGGCAUGAAAAUGUUGCCUCUGAUACACAGAACCUAGAGUGUAGUGAACAGUCCAUUACUGAUAAAGUCAUUCCCAAUAGCACUUUGACUGAAACAGAUGAGUUUGUAGCAGAUGAGAAAACCAGCCUUGUCUUGCCAGAUAACUCCUUAGGUUUUCCAGAAGUAACAGCAGAAAGCAUUCAUAAUACUGCUCAAGAAUUUGUUUUGGAAGAGUCUGUUGUAACUAGAGAUGGCUGUGUAGGAUUAUCUUCCCCUGUGAAAGCUUGGGUGAGCGCUAACAUUGAACAUACUUCUGUUGGUGAGCACCAGAAUUUGUCUGUAUUAACACAUACUGAACAUAGCCAGACUGCUAGAUCACAAAAUUUGCAAGCAAACUCUAAUUCCUCUCUUGGGGAAAGCUGUUUACAUAAUAAGCCUACAGACAUUAUCCUUCAGCAUAACAUUACUUCUGGUGAUUGUCCAAACUACACUCAUUUGACCCAGACAGAAAGUCAACACAGUCAACAAAAUGGGCAUCUGCAAAGUGAUCCACCAUCUCCUUAUGAUAAAGGCAACAGCCAUACCCACAUUUUUGACCACAGCUCACUGGACUAUUCUUCUGAUUCAUCCAAUUCUUCUCAAGGUGUGUUAUCAUACAAUGCUGCAUUUCAUCUUGAGGACUUCAAAAGUAGCCAGAGACAUGUUUUUGAGUCUAGUUCUGAAGGUUCCUCCCCAGCUUCUUCUCAGAAAGCAUCUCCUGCUAAAGCUGGUUUGUGUGCUUUGACGACGAAGUUCAGCCAGGGAAGAAAAGAGCAGACUUCAAACAUACAGUCUGGUUUAGAUGAUGAACUGUUACUUGAUUUUGAUGCAGAGUUUCAGCAUUAUAUUUCAAAAAUUGGUUCAUCACAAAAGACAUCCCCAGGCAAAGCAUCACACUUGUCAGACAGCAGAAUAUCUGGAAACUAUAGAAAUGGGCUGCAGUCAGCUUUUGAUGUCAAUCAGAUUCAGAUGUACAACAAAGAACUGCUAGAGCAGUUACAGAUUCGUGAUAAAGAAAUUGCCAAAUUAACUUCCAAGCUAAGCUCACUGGGAGAAAUUAAGGCUGAAGUCCGUUCCCUGGGAGAAGAUUACCAGUUAUCACCCAGCCACCAGGCAGAUGAUUUGUACAUACCACAGAUUAAAGACACUUCAGCUAAAAGAGCCAUCACAACAUUACAGCAUGAGCUCAAGUCCCGAGUUGAACAGGUAACCAAGCUGUACGAGGAGUGCAGGAAGGAAAAAGACAUGAUUGUGGUCAGGUUUGCUGAAUCAGAAGCCAAACACAUAGAUGCCAGGCGAAUUGUGGAGAAAAGCGAAGCCAAAGUCAAGGAGGCUAUGAAAGAAAGGGAUUUGAUGAUGAAUGCAUUAAAAGCGGCAAAGGCAGAUAAACAAAAGGCACUUACAAAUUUUGAAAUGAAGUGCAUAGAAGUUAGUAAUGUGCUAAAAGAAGUUGAGAAACUGAAAGAAGCUGUGAACUCAAGUGAUCAUCGCGUCAAAUGGUUCCAGAACAAGCUAAAGGAAGAACUUGAAAGUCAUAAGGAAACCAAAAGCAAUUUAGAGAAAAUAACUGCUAAACUAAAAGAAGCACGAGAAGAAACGGAGUUGAUUCGUAAGGAGUGCCAGGCCAUUGUGAAAAGAUAUCAGGAAUCAGAUGAAUUCAAGUCAAACAGUUUGGACAAGGAGUUAAAGUUGAAAGAAACUGAACUUAAAACCCAAAUACAGGAACUAAGUGAUACAGAAGAGGUCCAUCAGAUGCUGAAGAGAGAACUAGAUUCUCUGAAAGCACAACAUAAAGAUGUAAUAGAGGAGAACAAAAUCUACAAAGAUAAGGUGACCUGCCUAGAAGAGGAACGCAGACAGAACCAUCAGAUGAUCGAGAACUAUCAGGAGAUUAUGCAGAGGCAGAAAACAAAUAUUGCGGAGUUGAAUAUCAAAAUAGCAUCACUCUCAGUGUUAGACGAAGAAUACCAGCGUUCCCAGGACAUCAUCCAAGCUCUUCAGAAGGAUAUUGCUGAACUUCAGAUGACUAACCAGGAUCUCCAGAAGGACAUGGAGUCAUGCAGUGAGCGAGAGUCCAAAAUGCUGACACUCCAGUCAGAACUCAGCCACACAAGUGCUCUCUUAAGAUCAGAAAACACCAGCCUCAGCAAUAAGAUAUUGUCUUUAACAAGUGAGGUAGAAAAGCAUAAAAUGGAAAUUCAGACAUUGGAAGCAAGUGUCAGAAACUUG